Messenger RNA from Fibroporia radiculosa, 3435 nucleotides. RefSeq lists its product as uncharacterized. Lineage: Eukaryota; Fungi; Basidiomycota; Agaricomycetes; Polyporales; Fibroporiaceae. Gene Ontology annotation, molecular function: guanyl-nucleotide exchange factor activity. The record is from RefSeq and is a predicted model, not a curated record. The transcript has 4 exons. The coding region runs from base 1 to 3435 and encodes 1144 amino acids.
AUGGCCUCUGUCCUCUCCCAGGCGGCCUCCCGACCUGUCCAGAAUCCACGAGCUGGCCGGCCAGCUCUGGCGUCGUCACAAAUGACGGCGACGGCAACAAGGAGGCCCACCUAUCGGAAGGAUGGCGUUUCCGAGACAGCUGCCACCGAGUAUGCUAGUGCAGCCGAGCAACGCUCCUCUGGUACCAACUUUCCAGCUCCCCGCCUCCAGCACGCCAGGAAUCCUACCUCAAACCACCCACGCAGUGUUGUUGUCGGAUCGCCUGCGGCUGGACUGUGCAUUAUAUCACCGUCGCAUUUCGCCGAAAGCGACAAUACGGGGCGGGAUUACGCUCACAUUAAUGACGAGGGUCCAGCCUCGUUUUCAGACCCAGGCCACUUUGCAAUCCCCACAGCAUCGCUGCAUAGAACGCAUGUGGAUCCCCCGGUGUUGCAGACAUCGUGCAUUCAACCUCUGAAGGAGACUGACGCUCAGAGGCAGUCUAGAUACAACGAUCUUGCGGAUGCACUGACUCGAGACCCACCCCCAGUCCUCGGUAUGCCCCCACCUCUUCCACCCAAGUCAGAACUUCGCCACAUGCCCAAGUCAAAGUCUGUAUCUAUUGUCACUCCCUCAGACGCAUCGUACGACUAUCAAUGCCGUGCAGAUCACGCAAAUGAACGGCCCGCUUUCGACAAUACUGUCUCCGAGCCUGGCCACUUGUUCAUAUCUCAUUCGGACCGCACGCCGCAAAGACAGCCUUUCAAGACCCAGUCGUUAUCCGGCCAUACCCUCACAUCCUACGACCAUCCCUCCCGACUCUCGUGGGCAGAUAAAGCCAGUGUUCCCAUCUACCGCAAUUCGUUCCCUAUGGACAAUUUGCAAUCGUCGUCUCUUUCAGCCGUCUCAUCACCCAACCCAUCACAUUUCAGCAGGAGGAAGCUGAAGAAGGCUAUGCCUCGUGCUAGCAUGACUACAUCGUCUCCUGACACCAGUCCUUCCAACUUGACUUCUGGCUUGGGUUAUAGCAUAUGGCGCGCUCUCAGCUUGCGAACCACCAGCCUUACAGGGGAGUCUCCACAUCCACAUCGUCGUACUAGCAGCAGCAGUUUCUUGCGUUCCUUCUGCAGCGCUAACGUGGAGGAGCCCAAAGUGAGGUGCACAGCAAAAACGAGCCGGCCGCCGGUGCGCUCGCAUGGGAGUAGCAAUGGAAGCGCUACCUCGCAUUCCAGUUCGACUUCCAAUUCUGCCUGCCUGUCGUCUCUAUCGUCGUCUUCACAUUCCACACCAGCCACAACUCCCGAUCAUGCCUCUCCAAUCUUGUCACCUGCUAAAGGUUUCCUGAAAGGAAAUCCUUCCGAGCUUUCGGAGCAGGAAUCAGGACCUCCGAGUGCGCAGCAUCCUAGUGGUACACGCACCGGCGUUACGGCACGCAAGCUCAAAAAGAGGCGUCCUUCCAUGACUGCGCAGUGCGCAUCCGUUACCCCAGCCAGCUCUGGUCCUUCGGCAUGGAGAAAGUCCAAGGUUCAUGUGGAGCCUCCUGGCCCUAAGCGACGGGAUUUUCUCCCGCCUAUGGAUCCUGUGGCACCCUUCUCAUUGGACAUCCCGCGAGAGCUCGGGCAGCCACCACAUUCGAUCUUCUCAUCAAGUCUUCUAUCUGAGCGCAAAAAACCUACUUCCACGAAUGCACUCGCACAACUUGCGUGGACUGGGAUGUCAUCUUCUGAGCUUGCUGCUCUCACGUCGCGUCUUAACAUCCAAAAGCAUUCCCCCGAGCGUGCAGCUCAGCUGGCUGAACAGGACUUGGAAAUCGACCCAGGUGCUUUCGAUCCAUACGGCGAAAGCUUGUAUGCAAGUGGUGGGAAUCCGAAUUCAACGCAUAUAAACACCGUGGGAGAUGUCGUCGAUGGUCACAAGGAAGAUUUGAAUGGGAACAGCAGCCUUCUUGGGCAUGCGAUGAGCACCACAUUGUCGACUAUGCGAAGAAGGGUGGCGCCGGCGCGCGAGAGCAAUGUCACGUCUAAUGUUACGUCUAUCCCUACGCAAGUAUCCGUUAAUUCGGCGAAAAUUGUCGUACUACCGGAGUCGCGACAUCCUAGUUCACCUCUGCCUCGCGCUCAGCAGCGCGCUCCACGCGAUGCGAGUUCUAUGCACAAUGAUCCAAUGGCCAUGCGCCGGUGGACCCUCGCAAUGGCCGAUGUUCCCGACGAGAUACUUGUUCAAGAGCUGGACAAGCUGCGAAAUGAACGGCUCAACCGUAGGGGACGCUCAAGUAAAAGCCAAACUCCAGCAGGAAGUCAGAAUGGUCAUGGCAGCGAGUGUGGAGGCAGAGACAGAGCACGGUCUAUGAUUGUAGGCGGCAUGCCCCAUGCUAGUCCGGAGAGUAUGACAAGUCCACAAUUCCAUUUCGGCGACAUCAGUGACUCGGAGAGUGAGGAUGGUGACGAUGGCUCGGUAGAAGGGCUCGAUGACCUCGAAGACGAGGAGGAGUGGAAGGCAGCGCGACGGGCCUUGCUUUGCUGUCGUGAACUUGUCAGGACCGAGCGCAGUUAUCAGGCUCGGCUUAGGCAAUUGCUCAACGCACGGUCAUCCCAUCCUCUGUUCUCUCUGCUCCUGUCGUAUGUGCCUGCGCUGAUACAAGCAUCGGAGGCCUUCUUGGUGCGUCUAGUAGAUGAUCCAUCCGCCUGGGGUGUGAGCGCGGCUUUCAUUGGAUGUGAGGAGGAACUUGAGGUCGCCUUCGUUGCCUGGUGUGGUAUCGUUGGCGAGUUCUUUGCCGAUGGCGGGGAGAAGGAGAGGCGUGGACGAAAGCUUAUCCGAAAAUCUCAUGACGAGAUGGCGAGUGCCCUUGGCCAUGGAGAGAGCAGUCGUAUGCGUGCUGGGUCUAGCACAACAUCGGCGGCUAUGGGGAGGAGCAUGAGCUCAGGCGAAAUAGCCCUGGAAAACGCGCGGGUACUAGGUACUCGCAGGCUAUCUGUCGGCGUUGGACACAAUGCUCCCAACAGCGGGAUAUUUACAGCUGCUCUCGGGGCUGGGCUCGCCUAUGGUUUGUCUUCUGCGUCCCCAUCGUUGGUCUUUGACAAGCAUGGAAGUGUCGCGAGCGUCAGUAAGGAAACUGGGCACGGCGCAACUGCUACGCUCUCGCGGACGCUGAGCGCGUGGAAGCGAAAGAGCAUGCCGUCGUCCCUGUCGAACCUCACUGCCUCAAAUGGGUUCCCUUCUUCACCCACAUCAUCAUCGUUCCAUGGCGAGGAGAAGAAGCUCCUCGUGCGCGAUUUAGCUAUUCAACCUACCCAGCGGAUCAUGAGAUAUGUCCUGCAGUACAAAGAACUCCUAUCGCAAACUCCUACAACAAGUCCAUCCAGAGGUUUGGUGGAACGUGCCGUCGACAGCGCGGUGCGUAUCGCGAGAAAGUGCGACCGCGCCCAAGGCAAUUCUGUUUUCUUGCGUCGACCGUGA